Molecule: messenger RNA, 11726 nt
Organism: Culex pipiens pallens (northern house mosquito)
Lineage: Eukaryota; Metazoa; Arthropoda; Insecta; Diptera; Culicidae
Product: intermembrane lipid transfer protein VPS13B-like
Exons: 9
Coding region: 237-11603 (3788 amino acids)
Source: RefSeq, a predicted model, not a curated record
AGAGUGAAAAAAUUGACUCCGUGGAAUGUUUGGCUCGUUAUCAGAGCCAAUUUUCUCGCAAAAAUUAGUCACAAAAAGGCAAAGACAAGAAAAUUGUGUGCAGCUUAUCACUAUCGAUUCGGGUGUCUUUGUUUGAUAACGAAUGCUUUUGAUAUCCAAAUGUGUGGCGUGAAUGAAAUUUGUGGUUGAAAGAGUCCCGUUAUGUUUUGAUCCCGUCGGUUGUUCCGGAUCGCGCAAUGUUCAAAAUCGAAUCGUACAUUACGCCGAUAAUUUUGACUUACCUGGAGAAGUAUGUCAAAAACAUCCGGCCGGAAGAUUCGCAGGUGUCGCUGUGGGGCGGCGAGGUUGUCUUCCAAAAUCUGGACCUGAAGCUGGACGUGCUGGAGGAGGAGCUUUCGUUGCCGUUCCAGUUUCUGUCCGGUCACAUCCACGAGCUGGCCAUCCGGGUGCCGUGGACCAAGAUCGCGUCGGAGCCGAUUGUCAUCACGAUUAACACUAUUGAAUUUGUCCUAAAACUGCAAGAACCGGGCAGUCGGGCUGCCCCUCGCAGGGAUGCCUCGCGGAAGAGCAAAAAUACGGACGAGGCGCCCCCUCCCGGUUACAUGGCCUCGCUAAUUAACCGGAUCGCCAACAACAUCACGAUCCGGUGCCACAACGUUAUCCUCAAGUAUGUGGAAGAAGAUAUCGUCGUUUCGAUGAACAUACAGCAGCUGUCGAUGGAGUCGACGGAUGCCGGCUGGAAUCCGGCGUUUAUCGACAUUUCGCCGACGCGGGUUUCGCUGAGGAAGCUGAUAAACAUUGUCGACCUGACGAUAUGCUUGGACAAGCGGAAUUCGGCGGGGAAGAUUGAGGUUUGCCAGGAACCGGUCCUGUAUCGAAGUACGCUGCAGGCACGUGUAUUGAUGAGAUAUAGCAACGCUCCGGCAUCGCAUGACCGCUCGUCGAUUACCCGAAUCGAUGUUCACAGCAACUUCUUGGACGUGAACGUCUCGUCGCAGCAGUUUCCCAUGUUGAUGCGGCUGUACGAGCUUGGAAUGGCGCUGAAGCAGGGUAAGAUCAAGAGCGAAACUUCGCUGGGUGCGGAAGGCAGUGGGGAAGGAGAAGGUGAGGCCAACCAAGAAUCGCUGCUGUCGUGGGCUUGGAAUCUGCUGCCGUCGUUCUUUCCGGAAGAGAGCGAGUCGGACAGCACGGACGACCAUGAGUUUCACGUGUUUCACGCCGGUUGCUACAUCGAUAGGCUGCGGAUAAUCUUCAAGACGCAGGAGCUGGUCGGGGACAGUGUGGUGGGAACGGCCCGGAAGAUCAAGUACAACCCGUUUUUGCAGCUGGAUUUGAACGGAGUGCAUGGAGAGGUGGUCAUUUGCGGCUUGAAAUGGUUCAAUUUUAGCGGAGGUAUCGCCAAGGUCGGGCUGCAGUCGCUGGAAGAUUGUCCCUGCGGACAUCCGAUGGGUAUCAAGGAGAUAUUUACUAGUGAGGCAACUGUUUCGGAGGAGAAUUCGCAUGUUAGAGGGUCCUUUUUUGACGAGAAAACAGGUGAAAGUCGGAAGUACAACGUCAACUGGAAUUACCACCUUGGGACGUACACCCAGCAGGUUCUGCUGGCAAGAUCUCCGGCGAUCGCGAUGGACAUUGUCCACGAAGUGCAAAUUCCGGACGACCGUCGAACAUCCGAGUUUGGGAGCGAUCUUGAGUUCAGCAAUCUGUCCGAGAAGUACAUGAUUCGCGGAUUCUUUGGCAAAUUCCGGUUAAAAAUCGGUGCGGAUACUCUUCACCGCGUGAAAAAGUUGAUCUCUUACAAGGAUGCCUACGAAUACCAGCCGUACUACGAGGAGAAACCGACGCCAAAUUUGUCCCAACUUCCACCGCCAUCGGCGGAAGACUAUGACGCUCUGAUGAGCGAAAUCCCGCUCAAACAGAUCCACAUAACUGUCGUGACACCAACGUUGGAACUUCACCCAAUCGAUCACGGCCGGUUCCAGCUCGGUCGCAAGCGAAGUUCUUCCAAAAACCCCACAACAACCGUUCUUGGACCCUUGCUGGAGGUAGACUUCAACCGAAUCGAGUGCAAUAUCUUAACUCCGCUCUACGAGAACCGCCUCGUCUUCACAACCUGCCAACUGCCAGAACCUCCGUCCAAACUUUUCGACAGCUGCUUCCACUCGAUCUCAGGAAAUCUGGAACGCGCACAAGUUAAACUGCGCUACGCGGACUCCAACCACCUAAUCGCCACGGCCAUCAACUUGAAUCACCAGCAUCGCUACUUGAUCUUCCCGGAACUUUGGCCCAACGCGGAACUCAACAAAAGCGAACACAACUUUGGCGCUUCCGACGUGAAACUAUUCCUAAAUCCCCAGCAAACCAUCGUGUCAUCCUCGAUCCUCUCCUCCCUUCUCAACAAGACUCCAUCCUUCAACCCAUCCCAAGAACUGCUCUCAAACCUCAACCCACCAUCGACUCCGAUCCUCGAUCUGACCAUCUCCCACGUCCACGCGCGUCAAGUACUCUCCGAGCGCACUUCCUGCCUCAAGCUGACCUCCCGCAGCCAUCGCUGUCUAACGUACACACCUACAACGGCCUCCUCCCAACGCUCCCUAACCGCCCUCUGGCCAGACCAUCCCACCGACGAAGACUUCCUCACCGUAAUCGUGCAACUCCCGAUCGAUCGCACCCUCACCGCCCUCGAGCACCCUCCACUCUUCUACGGUCGCUUCCUCGACCUCUCCCUCAACGUCGACCCAACGCUGCACGAAUUCUUGCGCAUCUUCACCGAGCUUCAACAGGCCCGCUCGGAAGAUCCCCUCUCCCGCGCCCACCGGCACUCGCUCUCACCGCGUAAAUCCGCCGAUCGUCUGUUGCCCAAAAAGAUUGCCACCACCACUUCCCAGCCGAUCACGUCCGUACACUCCAGCUCGGACCAGGUGGACCCGCCGAUGGGACCGGUUGCGGUCGAUGGAGCAGCUCUGCCCGCGAUCGCGUCCACCGUGGCCGAGGAGGAAGGGGAAGGGAGGCUGGAAAUUGGUGCCGCGACGACGAGCUCGCCCGAUCAGGACUUUUGGAAGCAGCUCUCCAGGAGGAUCAUCUUUCAUCUGGAGUUUUCACACUGUACGGUGUACUUUCCGGAGAAGAGCAUCGUGCAGGAGAGCGGUGGCGCGUCUGGAUUGCAGGAGGAAGAGUUUGGAGACAAUGAGAUCGUGAUGUUGAAACUCCCACUGAUCACCGUCAACUCCGCGUUCAAGUCCAGCAGCCUGUCGGCGUCGAUCAACCGCUUUCCGAUCAGCCUCGCCAAAUCGGUAUGGCCCGAAGAUCGCGAAAGUUUCCCAUGGACCGUAUCUCUGGCGAACGCCUCCAGCUGGACGUACCAGAACCGUACGAUGGACAAACUGCUCGAAGAAACGACCACCAACAUCUCGCUGGUGCUAAACUUCAAGGAAGACGGUACGGCUACGUCGGCCUGCUUCCACGUGGACACCUCGCCACUGAAGGUGAACGUGUUCAAGGAGCAGCUGGUGCUGGUCGGUGCAACGCUGAACCGGAUUCUCUCGCUGCCAAUGUUUCAGCAAAGUCAGGAUGGUGGAGUCGGAGGGAAGAAGGAUCAACCGCAGGUGCUGGAGAUAUCGCAAGCUGGUGGUGCUACGACGGCUGCAGAUUUGAAGGAGUUUCUGGACUUGACGCACAAUUCCAGUGGAGCGUCGGAGGAAACGCUAAAGGAGGUAGGGAAGGUAGACACAACUCCAUUGUCCAUCUGGUUGCAGUGGACGUUCUCCAAGGUGACGGUCAAUUGUGUUGUAAAUGAAGAUUCUGGAGAGUCGAAGAUUAAGCUAGUGUUCGAGAUGGAAGACAUCAUCUACAGUUUGGACAUGCAGGACGUGUAUCUGCAGAUCAAGGCAAAGAUCGGCGGAAUGAACGGGCAGUGUUACGAGUUUGACGGGACGAAAGGAUCGUGGGUUAAAAACGAAGCGCUGGGUUUGACGGUGCAAACUGAAUCGGGUGGGUCCAGCAAGUCCGCCAACGAUACAUUCCUGAAUCUGACAAUAACAAAAGCCGAGACUAAAAACGUUCACACCAAGUGGGAUACUGUCCGCAAGAGUCGGGAACAGAACGAUACCUUGAUCGAGGUGAUCGCCAAAAUGGAGCAGAUUGAUUUACGGUUGGAUUUGGAACUCCUGGAACAGUGCAUUGACGUUCUGACUAUUUUCCAACGCAAGGAAAAGGCACCCACAGGUGUUCUAGGGGUAAAAGAUCUCCCAUUGAUCUUGUUCUCUAGCAAAGGACUGCGGCUGUUCAUCCCGCUUCGGGAUUGUCCGACGCAAUGUAACGCGUACAUUUUCAAGAUCAAUUCCAUUACUAUGCAUCACAACGUCGAGAAUCCAAUCUGCCGAGUUCCGUUGCGACCAGAUAUCUACACCAAAGCCGCCCAGAUGAGAAUCCUUAACGUUCCUGGAUCCAAAAUCGAAGACCGACAGUACGAACUGCUACUGAAAGACAUCUCACUGAGUACCGCCAGCUGGUCCGACAUCUUGGGCUACAUUCAAGAGCAAACCUCCUCAACAACCCACCACGAUAACCCAGCUUUCGAGUGGAACAAUCUCCAAGACGUCCAGCGAUCGUCCGACUUCGAAGUCAGCACCAUCUUCAAGGAGUUUCACUUUUCCGUCAUCUGCGCACCCUGCCUCAUCUACAAGAACGUCCUCAUCUGCAGCCAGGCGAUGGAACUCAACUGCAUGUCCGAUCUACUCAUCAACCUCGACAUCGAUCAACUCCGCCUCGCCGGCAACAUCUCCCAAAAACUAUCCUCGAUCGCGCAUCUCGUUUCACCUCCUCCAGCAAGCGCUUCUUCGUCGCGCAGCAGCGUCGUCGAGUUCAACCCGACUCUGUUCACCAGCCAGGACACGAUCAGCAUCGACUCGAUCAAGUCCGAACAGCUACCACCGGCUCGAACCUUCCGCCGCAGUCACUCCAAGCUGUCAAAGUUCGAGGAAGAUUCCGGCGUCGAGUCGUUCCGGGCAUCCGAGGAGAAGAAGGCUUCCUCCAGCAGUCGGCGUAGCGUAACUUCGCGCCAGCGAAAGAUUUCCAGCAGGUCGUCCGAGCAGAUUAAGACAGCGGCAACGGGGACUACGGUUGAGCCGCAGACAGUUCCAUACGAGGUGUGCUUCCUGGGAGGUUACUUCAAGGUGAAUUUGUACGAAAAGAAGGUCAAAGAGACCGAAGAACCGAAAAUGCUGUUCCGUAUGGUUAUGGCUCAACCGAACGGAUUGGUUUCGUUGAACUUGCUGGAGCAUGUCAUGCAAGUUUCGCUGUUUGAUCUGGUUAUCGACCUGGGAGAUUUUUCCUUGUUGAAGACCCUUUCUGGAGAACCUGACGACCUGGGAAUUCCACAGCCAAUCAUCAAAACGCGGUUUGUGAACAGUUUUACCAAGAAAAACAAGGAACUGAACGUGGACUUCCGGAGACCGAUCAAGAUGACAAUAUCUCACCAGAAACUGCAGAUCCUGCAAAAUCUUCUGGACGUUCUGGACGGGGCUGUCGGAGGGGGUCAGAAAAAGUCUACCGUAAAGCAGGCGAGGAAAUUACCCAAACCAAUAUUGAGUCGAAACAAGUUCAAGAUGAUCAAGUCAAACAUGUACGACAUCGAGAAGGUCAGUCUGCGUUUGUCCCAAGCUAUGAUCCAUUUGCACGACGAAGAUCGUCAAGCCUACAACUGUAAGCUGUCACUGUCGUCGAUCCAAUCAUCCCUGCGUGUCCAAGAACGCCCCGAACGCAUGUCUUUUACGCUGGACCUCGAAGAACUGAUCUUCUGCCAGGGAUUGUUCACGAUCAUGCACCCGUUCUCGUUCAAUUUGCAAGCUACUCUAACGCAAGAGUACUGGAAACGGGAUCCCCUCAUUCAGACCAAGCUCAAAUCGAGCUACCUCCAGCUGGACUUUAACCCGAACAACCUAACCGAGAUCCAGCGAAUGACCGACCUGUUCAACCAAGUACUCAACUCCAAAUCAUCCUCGGAACAAGACAUCGCCCGUACUACCGACAUCAGCAGUGCCAACAUAACUCCAAGUCGCGACAACCUCAUCCCAAUAGCGGCACCUAGCUUCAGCAAGGCUUCCAAAACGCAGGAAGAGCACUACCAGGAUGACCUGCGGGCCGGGGCGUUCCAGUUCAUCGAGUCGACGCGAGCGAACGAACUCCCGCUGCCGUACCAGAUCAAGAUCAUCAACCGGGACGUGGGCAUCAUCUGCUGGAGGUACCCGCAACCGAGGUCCCUACACAACGUUACCGUCUUCCCGGUGCCGAUGAAUACCUCCAAGUCGUUGAAUAUCCAGUGCAAGUUGGAGUACUUUGCCGAAAUCUACGGCGACUUCUUCGAGCUGUGCGAGUUUACACUGUCGGAAAAUGAGAAAAUCGACCUUCGGCUACCGUCCAGUAAGAUCGCAUCCCCGAUUUGGCGCAUCGUGAUGACCCAGAACGUGAUCUACGAGGGUAACGAGCAGGAAGAGUCCACCGCAAACGACGAAAACGACCCACAAGAGUCGAGCAAAUCGUUGAUUUCGAACAUAACCGACGCCCUGAAGGAUACCUACCUGUCGACGGGUCGCAUCGUGAGUCUACCCUACCGACUGCAUCCGAAGAUCUUCGUGGCUUGCAUGCGCGUUGACUCGAUUUUCAAUCCAAACAUGAUCCCUAACGUGGAGCUCACCGUUGAGCUGCGUCCAGUGCAGGUCAAUCUGUUCAACGUGAUCGAACGACCGGAGGUCGUAACGCUUCCGAAACCGUUUGAGCGGUACAGGUUUUGCAAGGAAUCGUCGGAAUCGAGGAGUCACAAGUUCUUGAUGCUGAAUGCGCAGUACUUCCGGGUACACGCGACAAUCUACGACAACUUUGACUUUCUGCUGAGCGGUGAGAUGAACCUGCAGUGUGACCUGCUUGACUAUAGUCAUUUUACGUUUGAGAAUGCGCUGGAAGUGGUCAACCUGAAGGCGAUUGUAUCUUCGGAGGAAGAUUCGCUCGAGUUCAAGGCGAUCUCCGACGAUAUCUUGGUGCGGUAUGGGCCAUCGAUCGGGUACAACCUGCUCGUUGCGGAGAAGAUAUGGAACUGUACGCAGCCGGAGAAUACGCUACUGUAUGGGAAGUACAUCGUUUGCAACCACACCCACGUGGGUAUUCGAAUUGGUCAGUUUGGUACCGGCGAAGGGAUCUUCCUGGGAACGGAAGAGCUCUGUCAGUACGUGUUCCGAAGCUUCCGACAUCCGCAAAAGCUGCAGAUUGUGUUCAACGAAAACUACAAGGAAAUCAGCACGGAACCGUUUGAGGUGACGAAAGAAGGCUUGUUCUACGUUCGGAUUUUGCCGGUCCACGAAGAAGACGUUGACGACGACAAGCUGUUUGUGGUGCGAGUUGAAAAUCUGAGCAGCGCUCAGAAGCGCGUUACGAUCGAGGGUCAGAUCAGCUUCUUCAACAUGACCAGCCAACGGUUGAAGGUUCAGUACCGGUUCUACAAGGUCGUCCCAAACAGUGACAAGCACUACGUAUCGACGAGCUUCCUGCUCGAGGAGGGUUCCGACGGGAACGUGUUCGGGGCGGCCAACAACAAGAACCAGCAGAGCAUCAAGCUGGCGAUCGACGGCGAACGGAAGGGCUGGUCCGGGGACAUUCCCAUGCGGGAGAUUAUGAACGGAUCGAAGCCGUACUUGGUGAAAAUUCCUACGGGGAUGACGACGGAGGGAUACAUCAGCUAUUGGGUGCGAAUCAUUCGGGAACGGAUUGGGGAUCACGCCGAGCUGAAGGAGUCGUUCAACGAGCGGGUGCUGGUCGUCGUUUGGCCGCUAUUUAUGGUACAGUCCAUGCUGACGGUGAACACGACGGCUCACGAAGAGAAAAUCGACCAGAACUUUUCGAUCUACGGACAAGGUGAACGGCGCCAGCUGCUCGUAUCCGGGACAAACUCCGACGAGCACGAGUUGCAGUUCCGAAUGGACUUCAACUCCCCGCACGGCGAAGACAAACGCAAGGCGCUGCUCUCGUACCGCCUGAUCGACGGGCGGACCUUCUUUCAGGUGCCCGAUCGCUUCAAGACGGUUGAAGCGGCCAUCAAAAUGCUACGCAAGUCUCAUUCCGUUAAGUGGCCCUGCUCGCGCGAGGAAGAACUUCGCUGGCGGCGGGAAAACUCGAUCCAGGAAGCGACGUUCCCGCUGUACAACUGUUCCGCGGCGCAUGAACUGUCCUGCUGUCUGAUGCUCAGUAUCGCCCCCUGGGCACUGUUCAUCAACCAGCUGGGCUGUCCGGUACGCGUUCGGAACUGCGACUCGUACGAGGUGAACUUGAUUGAGCCGAACAACAUUGUGAUGCCGCACUACAUCGAGAGCAGCUUCACGCUGGAGCUGGACGUUGGGUUCGCGCUGCAGUCAGAAGUGAUCUACUUGGACGGAGAUGCGGUCAAGAAGCAUGCUCCUAACAGUCACGUACUGCCGGCGGAAGGUUCGGUUGAGAUAUGCUUACGAUCGGAAAGUGGGGUCAGCAACGUCAUCCUGUCGUCCACCACGGAGAACAACAUCCGAGUCAUCACCGUAGCGGCGCAGUUUGUCGUGACCAACUAUUCCAGCUACGAGCUGUACGGGUGGUGCUUUGCCGUGCUCGACAACGAACAGCUCGAUCAGAUUCGGCAGGACGAGCGUAGCCAACAUACCGCGUGCAUUGGACUUCCGCGGAAUGACCGGAAGUGUGAUAAUCCCCAAGGUUCGGCGGUAACCGUCCUGAGCAACCUGUCCCAGCACAAGAACCGUCUCAAACCCAACAGUUCGUACCAGUGCUACCUAGCUCUGUAUCAGCAUGGAACCGACACCGAAUUCUCGCUUCCAAUCCACCUGAACGCUCCCGUUUCCCGGCGCAGCUUCUGCGUGCAACAUCUCACCCCCACCCACGAAGAUCGCUACAUUCCGCUAGCCCUGUCGACCGUCACCCACCACGGUCAGCACUAUGUCUCGAUCUAUGACGACCCGUGCCCGUCGUACGCGAUCGAAAACCGAACCGACUUCAACAUCUACGUGGCCCAGGCGGACUCCACCAACGCGAGCAAACCGGCCGAAGCCGUCCCGGAGUGUCCGGCCGAGGCGAACUUUGUGUGGUACCAGAUCGUACGAUCGCGCCAGACAGUGUUCUACACGCCGCCAGAACUGGAUGCCGUGUUCCCGGAGGCGCAGACCGUGGAGGUUGCGCUGAUCUUUGCCUGUGUAAGCGGAAGUGCGAUUCGGUGGUCGCAUCCGGUGCGGAUCGAUGAGAACAAGAAUAUCUUCCUGAACAUUCCACUGUACGGGGAUCUGAAGCUGGCCGUUAACGUGCGCAAUCGGACCACGGAGAUUGUGAUCGAUUACAUCAGUCAGGACCUGGAAUUCUCCGCGAAAGACAUUCGCACGCGCCUGUCGAACCCGAUCCCGGCACCGACCAUCGUCGAUUCCAGUUCUAGCAGCGCAGGUGGCGCCCACCAACCCAAAACGCAGCAGCAACAAACCUCCAGCAUUCCAGCGUCUUCCAACUCGCACACUCCGAGCCCACCCACCAAGCGCGUAUCGUUCCGUGGUUACUUUAAAUCGCUGAAUUUGACUCUGUUCAGCGAUCAACCAGCUCGAUGCUGCUCGAAGACGGACCUGAUUUCGUUCAGCUUUGAUCGGUUAGGGGUUGAGGCGAACUCCGGUGGGGAUAGUAAGAGGGCGUUGGUGCAGUUUGUCAACGUGCAGGUUGAUAACGAGUUGCACUGUAACGGGGAGUACGACUUUCCGGUGAUUUUGUGCAGUGAAGAUCAUGAAGCUAAGCAGCGCAAGCCGGUUGUGGUGCCGAGCCAAUUUCGGUUGAACGAGGCGUUGGAGCAGCUGGCGUUGGACGCGUUGUGUUCGAUUUAUGUGGAAAUGGACGCGAGUAACUGGACGGCGGUUGAGGGGUUGAGGUUCAAGGUCAAUCCGAUCCGGGCGUACGUCGAGGACACUUAUAUCAAUAUCUUGCUGGAUUAUAUGAUGGAAUGCUUGCCGAUGAACUUGUUGUAUCAGCCAGAGGUCGCCGUGGAGCGAAUCAAGUGUCCGGCAGGGCAGGUUUUGGUGCCGAAGCUGGUGAUCCAGCAGUCUACUUACUUGGCGGAUCCGAUCAAGUUCCGGUACAUAAGGAUAGAACCUCUACACGUGCUGCUUUCCGUGCACACGUGCAUGAGGUUGUACAUCGCGCUCGACCAUAGUCCGCUGGACUUUUCCGCUUACGAAAGAACCAGCAUUCGGUCGCUGCCGAUCCGGUUUGGGAACUCGCUUGGAAUGCAUUACCUGUCGGGGGCGAUCUUUGGCGGAGGAUGGGUGAUCGGUUCGCUCGAGAUUCUCGGUAGUCCCAGCGGGUUGGCCCGCUCGGUUACCAGUGGACUGCGCGAUUUCGUAUCGCUUCCGGUGCAGGGGUUGUUCCGUGGACCUUGGGGAUUCCUGGUUGGUUUUACGCAAGGAUCGACCUCGCUGGUGCGGAACAUUACCGCAGGUACGGUGAAUUCGGUCACGAAAUUGGCGACGUCGGUGGCGAGAAACCUCGAUCGGUUGACCCUGGACUCGGAGCACGUGCAGAGGACGGACGCUCUCCGCCGUCGAAGACCUCAGGGUAUGACGGAUGGGUUCACUCAGGGUCUCACCGGGUUGGGAAUCAGCAUUCUUGGAGCAGUUGGUGGCUUAGCACAUCAUCCUCUUCAGGCCAGAAGUCCGAUCGAUGUGGUGACCGGAGUUGGUAAGGGAAUUGUCGGUGCGUUUACGAAACCAAUCAGUGGAGCUGCGGAACUGGUCGCCCUAACCGGGCAAGGAAUGCUACACAGUGUCGGGUACAACACGAUGCCAACUCCAAAGUACAGCCAACAACCGCUGCAACGGCUCGAACCCAUCCCGUACAAAACUCUCUGGGAACCUCAAGCCCUGUACGAUGGACCUCUGCUGUUCACCAUCCACGCGACUUACUCUAGCCGGAAUCAGUACAAGCUGGUUGUAGUUGGAGUCUACCAAAAGACGCUCGUCCUUCUAGACGUUGAUCAAAGCAUUCUGCUGGAGGUGAUUGACCUCAAGACCGUCUACCCCAGUGUAGACGCGUCCGAUCCAACCCAAGUUCUACUUCGAGUCCGACCGGAGCUACCUCCACCGCCAACGGAUUACGAUUCCUACCCCAUCUCCAGUCGAACGUACCAGUUCGUGCAGGAAUCGACGCUGCAACUGCCAAAGCUUAACUCCUUCACGUUGCCACCCCCGUCGACCUCCGUCAGGCCUCAGCAGGUUAAAGCCGUCCAACCACCCAAAAGAACUGUCGCUGACUCAUCGGGCUCGUUGAUUGCCGUCACGCAACAGGAUCCCGACAAUACGGUCGUCGAGAUAGAGCAAGAUACUCUCGAAGACGACGACGACGACAACGGCCGGCUACUUCUGGAAGAGGUGGACGUGCCGAUUAUCGAGGAAGAGCACGACACCGACACAGUCGACAACGAACGCCGGCUGGUGCUGUACGUCGACGAGAAUCUGGCCCGCUACCUGGUGCGGUACGUGAACCUGCUCAAAAAGUGCCAACAGCCGGCCGGAACGAUCGUGUUUGCACCGUUCGAUGCGAGGUAAGGGAGAGGAAAUUUUAGUCAGUGUUUUCUUUUGUUUUAAACAAAAAUGUAUUAUUUUAUUUUAUAUACCACUCCAUGGGAAUGCAAUAAGGUAUAGCAUUAAAUUAUAAACAAAAACGUUAUU